Molecule: messenger RNA, 1392 nt
Organism: Quercus lobata
Lineage: Eukaryota; Viridiplantae; Streptophyta; Magnoliopsida; Fagales; Fagaceae
Exons: 2
Coding region: 1-1392 (463 amino acids)
Source: RefSeq, a predicted model, not a curated record
AUGGCUAAAUCUAUAGCAUGCCUGACUGUGUGUUUGCUUCUCCUCUUCACAGUGAUGGUGGCAGAGGCAGGACCACCAAAACAGAAGAAAGUGAAAUGCAAAGACAAAAAGUACCCUACUUGUUACCAUGUAGACAAAUAUUGUCCUACAACUUGCCCUCGCACUUGUGUGGUGGAUUGUGUUUCAUGCCAACCUGUUUGUACAUCAUCACCAUCACCACCACCACCACCACCACCACCACCAAAGCCUAGGAAGCAAUCACCUCCUCCACCUCCUAGAACUUAUCCUUCACCCUCUCCUCCACCUCCCACACCUACUAUUUAUUCUUCACCACCUCCACCUUCACCACCUCCACUGCCACCUUCUACCAUUUAUUCUUCACCACCUCCACCACCUCCUACGACUAUUUAUCCUUCACCCCCUCCACCUCCAUUGACAACACCCACUCCCCCUUCUUCACAUCCCCCUCCACCUCCCCCAGCUUCGAGUUCCGAUGGAAAGAAAGUUAGAUGCAUGAAUAAGAAUUACCCUCACUGCUAUGCCAUGGAGCAUAGUUGUCCUAGUGGUUGCCCCGAGCAAUGUGAGGUUGACUGCGUCACCUGCAGUCCCGUUUGCAAUUGCAACCGACCCGGUGCUGUGUGCCAAGAUCCUCGAUUCGUUGGUGGAGAUGGAAUCACCUUUUACUUCCAUGGUAAGAAGGCCCAAGACUUCUGCAUAGUUUCUGAUUCCAACCUCCAUAUCAACGCUCACUUCAUUGGAAAAAGAAACCAAAACAUGAAGAGGGACUUCACCUGGGUCCAGUCUCUAGGAAUCCUCUUUGACACCCACAAUCUCUUCAUUGGCGCAAAGAAUACAUCAAUUUGGGAUGACUCCAAUGACCGCAUUUCCCUAGGUUUCAAUGGUGAACCCAUACACUUGCUUGAUGGUGAAGGCACCAAAUGGGAGUCCAUGACAUCGCCAAGUGUUGCAAUCACAAGGCUUCGUGACACUAACUCAGUAGAAGUUGAGGUUGAAGGAAAUUUCAAGAUCAAAGCAACAGUCGUGCCUAUAACCGAGAAAGAUUCACGUGUUCACAAUUAUGGGAUCACACAAGAGGAUUGCUUUGCUCAUCUGGACUUGAGCUUCAAGUUUUAUGCAUUGAGCAGCCAAGUUAAUGGUGUUUUGGGCCAAACUUAUGCGAGCAACUAUGUGAGUAAGGUGAAGAUGGGAGUGGUCAUGCCUGUUUUGGGUGGUGACAAAGAAUUCUCAUCUUCAAGCCUCUUUGCCACUGAUUGUGCUGUAGCAAGAUUUACUGGUCAGUUUACGGAAGGUAAUUCUUUGGAAAAUUUGGAGUUUGGAAAUCUAAAUUGCUCUAGCGGGAUGAACGGCCGUGGAGUAGUUUGUAAGAGAUGA